CAUCACACGCGAAUGGAGAAUUUUAUCGGACUGAAUUAAAUUUUACAAAUUUUUCUAAGAAAAGAUUUCCAUCAAUUGAAAGAAAAAUUUUAGAUGCAAUGAAAAUUGACUAUGAACGAGACGGAUUCAAAUGGAAUGAACAUCAACAAGGAAUGGUUCUUGGUGCUUUCUUUUGGCUUCAUUUUGUAUUGCAACUACCUGGAGGUAUUCUUGCUGCAAAGUAUGGUACGAAGCGAAUUUUUGGAUACUCAAACUUAAUUGGUUGUCUUCUCGGAUGUUUGAUUCCAAUGACAUCAUACAUUGAUUAUCAUUUAAUGAUCUGCCUGAGGAUUCUCCAAGGAAUUAUUUGUUCAGCUGCAUGGCCCAGCAUGCAUCACAUGACAGGUCAAUGGAUUCCCCCUGAAGAACGAUCAAGUUUCGUUUCAUCAUAUCUUGGAUCAUCAAUGGGAGUUGCAAUUUAUUACCCAAUCUUUGGAUGGAUUAUGAGAACUUACAGUUGGGAAUAUGUUUUCCAUUUCUCUGGUAUUGUGGGAGUCGUUUGGUUUCUUUGUUGGAAUUAUUUCGUAUAUGACACUCCUGGUGAUCAUCCACGAAUAAAUCCCAUUGAACGCAAUUACAUUCAUGAGAAACUUGGAUCUUCGUUGCAUUUACAAAAUGAUGAAGUCAAACGAAAAAUUCCAUGGAGACACAUUUUGACAUCAAAACCUUUGUGGAUCAAUACAAUUGCACAAUUUGGAGGAAUUUGGGGUUUAUUCACUAUUUUGACACAAGGGCCUUCAUACUUUCGAUUUGUUCACGGUUGGAAUUCGACUAAGGUGGGAAUAUUUUCAGGCCUUCCCCAUUUACUGCGAACAACGAUGGCACUUGUUGUGUCACAAAUUGCUGAUUAUUUAUUACGAAAUGAUAAAAUGUCAAGGAAUAAUGUGAGAAAAGUCGCCACUUCAAUCUGUUGCAUUCUUAAUGGAAUCUUCAUCAUAUGCUUAGCUUACUCUGGAUGUAAUGAUGUCCUUGCUUGUGUCUUUAUGAUUCUUGCAACAGGUUGUCACGGUGCAGUCUCAUCUGGUCCACUUGCAAGUGUCAUUGACAUAUCACCAAAUUAUGCAGGAGUUUUAUUAGGGAUAGUCAACAUGUUUUGUGUCAUUCCCGGAUUCCUUUCUCCUGUCAUUGUCAGCUAUUUGACAUUUGAGAAUCAAACUAUAGAAAGUUGGCGAAUGGUGUUUCUUAUCUCCGCUUUUAUGCUCAUAGUUAGUGGACUUAUUUAUGAUCUCUUUGGAGAUUCAUCGCGACAAGAAUGGAACAAAAUUGUGCCAAAGAAAAAUGAAAAUAUUUGUGAUGAUAAUGAAAUGUUAAAAUGCCAUGAAAUCUUACAAAUUAGGUGA
Molecule: messenger RNA, 1379 nt
Organism: Clunio marinus
Lineage: Eukaryota; Metazoa; Arthropoda; Insecta; Diptera; Chironomidae
Source: the annotation of a GenBank genome assembly